GUCGGUCGAUUACUCUCGUUCGUGUGUUGAAAGAUAGUGCGUGUGCCUUUCAUCCUGCUCCAUCGAAGAAUUUUCCGGGAUUUCGGAUUUAUGUGCGGAACGUUAGUUUUGUUGGGCCACAGCUUAUAAAAUUUACCUAUCGGCCUAGUUGUUAACUUUUGUGGAAGUCGAGGUUUCUCAGAUUUUUUUGUUUUUCGAGAAACGAAAAAUUGCUUUGGUGGAGAGGAAAAACGUUAUCGGCAAGAGUUCUGUCAAAUUUUAAAUUUGCCGAGCCAAACUGCCAGGAGAGGAAAAAAAACAAGACGGCGAGAAGAAAACAACGACUGUUUUGUGUCUCGGCUAAGAAGAAAGAUCAAGAAGCAAGAAUAAGAAACGAAUUAGUCGUUUGGUUCAAGUUUUUUGCGGAAGUGAACCUGAAUUAUAUUUCUUGGAGUGUUUGCUGGUUUUGCCCUUGAACAGGUUUGAAUUGGCAAUCUUCCUUUAAAAUGAGUUCCGCUAAGCCAGAUGAUAAAGCUAGUGAUAUACCGGAAAAAUUGUACGAUGCAACUUCGAAGAAAACAUACAAGCGGUUGCGGUUCUUUGGCAAGGGUGGAUUUGCAAAAUGUUACGAGAUUAUGGAUGUUGUCACCGCAGAGGUAUUCGCCGGGAAAAUCGUUUCCAAAAAGCUAAUGAUGAAGCACAACCAGAAGGAAAAGAUGACCCAGGAAAUUCGGAUCCACCAAUCGCUGCACCAUAGGAACAUUGUCGGCUUUCAUAGCUUCUUCGAUGACCCGUUGAACAUUUACAUCGUGCUGGAGCUGUGCAAAAAGCGGUCCAUGAUGGAAUUGCACAAACGUCGUAAAAUCAUCACCGAUUACGAGUGUCGAUACUACAUCCACCAAGUUCUGACCGGUGUUAAGUACUUGCACGAUAGACACAUCAUCCAUCGAGAUUUGAAAUUAGGAAAUCUGUUCCUGAACGACGAUCUUCACGUAAAGAUAGGAGAUUUUGGAUUGGCUACCAAAAUCGAAUUCGAGGGCGAGCGAAAGAAAACACUGUGUGGAACUCCAAACUAUAUAGCGCCAGAGAUAUUGAACAAAAAGGGUCACAGCUAUGAGGUCGAUGUAUGGUCGAUCGGUUGUGUUAUGUACACACUUUUGGUAGGCCAACCUCCAUUUGAAACUAAAAGUCUGAAAGAUACUUACACUAAGAUUAGAAAAUGUGACUAUCGGCUUCCGGCAACUCUUCGAUCGAGUGCUGCCGAGAUGAUUUGCUCAAUGCUUCAAUCGGAUCCGAUUAAACGGCCAAGUGUGACUCAACUGUUCGACUUCGAAUUUAUCUCCAGCAGCCAUAUUCCGUCAUCCCUUCCGAUCUCUUGCCUCACGAUGGCUCCGCGUGCCGAUCAAUUGGAAAAUGCCGAUCGCAUGGGUAGGAAACCUCUUUCUGAAGUCAAUGAUGACACCCGACUGGAGUCUUCAUUCCUGAAAAACAAUCUACACGACGCUAUUACGGCAUCCGGUACCAUGCCACGGCACAACGAAGGCUACCGUACCGACAUUGAAAAUCUCUACAAACAGCUGAGCACAUUGAUUGCAUCAAAACCACCACGACUGGCUUGUAACUUGGACGACGAAAAUACUGAUCCGGCAGUACAGCCACUGUUCUGGGUAUCCAAAUGGGUGGACUACAGCGAUAAAUACGGUUUCGGGUAUCAACUAUGCGAUGAAGGCAUGGGUGUGAUGUUUAACGACACCACCAAGCUCAUCAUGCUUGCCAACGGACUCAAUGUUCACUUUAUCGAUAAAGAAGGCAUAGAAACUUACAUGGACAUACACAACUAUCCACCAAUGAUGGAGAAAAAGAUGAAGCUGUUAUCCUAUUUUAAACGCUACAUGACCGAACAUCUUGUUAAGGCCGGUGCCGGAGCCGUGAAUAUUGAAAGUGAUCAAAUCUCUCGAAUUCCGCAUUUGCACACCUGGUUCCGUACGAUGUGUGCAGUUGUUAUGCAUCUCACCAAUGGUACAGUACAGCUCAACUUUUCCGAUCAUCAGAAGAUCAUUCUCUGUCCAUUGAUGCGAGCCGUCACACUCAUGGAUAACAACAAAAAUUUCCGCACAUAUCGCUUUUCCACAAUUCAGGAGCACGGCUGCUCGAGUGAUCUCUACCAGAAAAUCCGUUACGCCCACGAAAAAUUGAAAAAACUACUCGAAAAGCUAACGUAGAUAAUGCAGGCGCAAUCAUGAUCAUUCCUCGUUACGAACUGCGGUGUCCACCGUUUGAAAGAUAUUGUAGAAGUUCCGCAAAAAUAACAACAACAACAACAAUAACAUUCACACUCAACGUUGUCAGCAAUUUCUCUUUUUUUUUGUUUGUUUUCCUCUUUAUAUAUAUUUUUGAAAGUUAAUAAUAUUGGUGCAAAGUUCUGAUUGGAAUGAGUAUUUUUGGUAUGAAAAGAAAACAACAUAGGAUACUCCAAUGCGAUCAUAUUUGUUGUAUCAAGAGGAAGAAACAAAAGAGCUUUUAGUUUUCUUUUCGAACGUGCCAAUGACUCACAUAUUUGCAAACUCAUUAUUUUUUAAAGAUUCCACUACUUUCCUUAGUAAUAAACCAUAGUUUUGUAACGAAAAAUAAUUCCAGUUUGAAUUCCGUUGGAAGAAUUAACUCAGUCUGGGUACGGACUUGGAAUCACAAAAGUGGGAUAAACUUCAGUAUUCGAACGGGUUUUUGUGCGAAAAUUAAGAACCUUUGUGCCUUCAGAAUUUGACAGGUCAUCAACAAUGCUAGUAACAGUGGGACCGCAAAGCUGUGCGCAAUUCAACAGUAUGCAGAACAAUAACAAUAUGACCAGAAAAGGCCGAACUUUACAUCUAAGCUGAUAUAUUGUUGCUAAGAAGUGGAACUUGAUUCAUGAAAGGUACAAAGUUUAAAAAAGAUACUUGAUUCAUUAAAAAAUCACCUGUUGAGUAUGGAACCAGUUGAUAAAUAGCUAUAUGGACAACAUAUUUUACAUUCAGCAUUGAAGACAGGCGGUUGAUUAGAAUAAAAUAAUUGAUUUUUUUAUAGAAAAAAAA
Uranotaenia lowii is the source of this 3050-nucleotide messenger RNA. RefSeq names its product serine/threonine-protein kinase polo (gene polo). Gene Ontology annotation, biological process: protein phosphorylation; mitotic cell cycle; regulation of cytokinesis. Gene Ontology annotation, cellular component: nucleus; centrosome; cytoplasm. Gene Ontology annotation, molecular function: ATP binding; protein serine/threonine kinase activity; protein binding. The record is from RefSeq and is a predicted model, not a curated record. The transcript is spliced from 7 exons. Bases 486 to 2201 code for a protein of 571 amino acids. NCBI's taxonomy places the organism in Eukaryota, Metazoa, Arthropoda, Insecta, Diptera, Culicidae.